Messenger RNA from Myotis brandtii (Brandt's bat), 482 nucleotides. It is a transcript of the gene CUNH5orf46, whose product is annotated as chromosome unknown open reading frame, human C5orf46. NCBI's taxonomy places the organism in Eukaryota, Metazoa, Chordata, Mammalia, Chiroptera, Vespertilionidae. The record is from RefSeq and is a predicted model, not a curated record. The transcript has 2 exons. The coding region runs from base 50 to 352 and encodes 100 amino acids.
ACAGGUGCACUGGAACGCUUUAUCUGUACCAAUACCCAGAGCUGCAAUCAUGGCCAUCUCAGUGCUUCGGAUGACAGUUGUCCUGGGACUGCUCGCCUUGAUCCUGACUUGCCAUGCUGAUGACAAACCAGAUGACAAGUCAGAGGAUAAGUCAGAGGACAAGCCAGAGGACAAGUCAGAGGACAAGUCAGAGGACAAGCCAAAGGACAAGCCAAAGGACAAGCCAAAGGACAAGCCAGAUGCCUCAGACAAAGAACAAGAGGAUGUGAGGACAUUCCUAACCCUUUUGGGCACAGAAAUCAUUGAGGAUGGAGUGGCGUUCAUCCUCAGCUCCAUAGAGAGGAACCCAUAAGCACUGAGACAAGUCCUGCUUUUGUCCAGUUUGCUGUUGGCAAAUGACCACAUUGCAUUAAAAUGAAUGAGAAUCAAAAUUUGGUGCAUGCCAAUGUAUGAUUUUAAUUAAAAAGUGUUGCCCUACCUUA